AUGAGCAGAACAGGCCUGAUUGUCGAUGAGUUUCAAGAAUUCUCUUCUGAGGUUUCGAAUAGGAAGGUUUCAACGAGAAAAAACAGACCUAUUUACACUUAAACAAUUAGUGUAAAACGAUACCAUAAAAUACCUUUAAGAACUUAGUAAAUGCUUUUUGAAUAGGUAUUUAAAAAUGGGAAAAAGAUAAAACAGGCUGCAAAGGAAUUGAGAAUGAAUUACUCAAGUGCUAAGUCAUUAAUCCAUUACUAUAAAACUGAAAAGAGGCCGAUACCAGAUUAGGUGAAAAGCUUGAUUGUUAAGAAAAAAUAAGCCUCAUUUUGUUCAAUAGAGGAAAAAAAUGAACGUCAUCUCAGUCUUUUUGUGGAAAUAAAAGUCAAUCAUGAAAUAAUUAACUCUUACAACUACUUUCAAAAACUCCAUAAUGAUGUUAAAGAAGAAACAAUUUGA
Messenger RNA from Paramecium tetraurelia, 450 nucleotides. RefSeq lists its product as uncharacterized. The record is from RefSeq and is a predicted model, not a curated record. Lineage: Eukaryota; Ciliophora; Oligohymenophorea; Peniculida; Parameciidae. The transcript is spliced from 2 exons.